UCAAUCCAUUCCUGACCACGGCACGAGUUUUGACGAGGAAGUUGAAAGAAUUGUUAGAAUGGUAGCUGUUGAUGUGUGUCCAAUAGCAAUAUCUUUAGAUGAAAUAAUAACUGCUACUAAAGAGGAUGUUGAAUUGCAAGAACUUAUCCGUUGGUUGCCCUACAGUCCACGACGCUGGCCGAAAACAUUAAUCAGAUACAAGAAGUUGGUUGAAAGCCUCACGAGUGAUGAAACAGUAGUCAUGAAAGCACAACGAAUCAUCAUACCUAGAUCGCUACAGAAACGUACUUUACAUCUAGCACAUGAUCCUCAUCUUGGAAUAUCUUCAAUGAAACGUCGACUAAGAGCAAAAGUAUGGUGGACAGGAAUGGAAUGAUGAUAGAAGAAUUCGUCCAGUGCUGUUCAGGUUGCAUACUGGUGUCUGAACCCAACAUCCAACCAAUUUCCAGAAUUGAAAUGCCAAACAAACCUUGGAAAAAGAUCGCGAUAGACUUCACAGAAGUUCCAGGAGGUCACCAUCUAUUAGUAAUUACCGACUAUUUCUCAAGAUACAUUGAAAUUGUAAUCAUGGCUUCAAUGACAGCCAAAAACACGAUUGUAAAAUUAAGAGAAAUCUUUGCACGAUUUGGCUACCCAACAGAAAUAGUGUGCGACAAUGGUCAACCAUUCUCUUCAGAAGAUUUUUCAAAGUUUUGCUUUUCAAAUGGAAUUACUAUUAAACACACAGUUCCAUACGCUCCUUUUCAAAAUGGACUAGUGGAAAGGCAAAAUCGUACAAUACUUAAAACAAUAAAAAUUAGUGUAACAAUGGGACGUGAUUGGAAGACGGACCUUCAAGACUUUUUACACACGUAUCGGGCAACACCACAUACAACUACGAAUUAUUCACCUUCCGAGCUUAUGUUUGGAUGGAACAUUCGGGACAAACUACCUGAAAUAAAGCGAACGGUAGAUAUAAAAAAGCAAAAGAAAAUGACGAGCGUUCAAAGGAAAAAAGAAGAAAUUCACGUUAUUGUAAAGAUCCUAAUAAAAAAGAACAAACUAACUACCACAUUCAAUCCAGAAGAACAUGUUGUUAUACAACGAGAAGGGACAAGAUUAUACCUCAAGAACUUAGAAACUGGUGUUAUUACAAAUCGUCACGUUAAUCAUACGAAGCGGGUUGUUAACAAUAACCCAUUAAUAAAUACUGCACAUGAAAAAGUUUCAAACCCUGAAAACAAUCAUAAGGCAGAGAUGGUACGCGAACCAUUGAAUAUCGAAAAAUUUAACGAAUCAAGAUUACCAGAGACUAGUGAAAAAAAUUUACAAUCUGAAUCAAGCCAGAAACGACCACACCUGUUCAGCGAAAGAAGAAGCAAGCGAAAAAUUUGCAUCCCUUCAUAUCUUAAUAAUUAUCAUUGUAAUUAAAUAGGUGAAAAAAUUAAAUUAGAAAUUAGUGAAUCAUAUACUAUUAAAAGAUAGGAGAGAUUGUAGUAAUCUAGUAGACUAUGAAAUGUAUUGAGGUGAGAUUGACAUAAUAAAACUGAAUCAUAA
Molecule: messenger RNA, 1536 nt
Organism: Topomyia yanbarensis
Lineage: Eukaryota; Metazoa; Arthropoda; Insecta; Diptera; Culicidae
Exons: 2
Coding region: 355-1410 (351 amino acids)
Biological process (GO): DNA integration
Molecular function (GO): nucleic acid binding
Source: RefSeq, a predicted model, not a curated record